GUUGAGUAUUUGCGUUUCAGUUAGAUAUCUUUUCUAAUUUCUAAUAAUUAAAUUUUAGAUACCUUUUCUAUUAAUGAUAUCUGUGAAUUUUCGCAAUUUGUUGGAUUAAUUAGUUACAUCAGCUUGAGGACACAUGCUCGGUACAUCAUGCCCAUAGAAUUAUAUGUAAAAAACCAGGAACUGGGUACUUUCUUAAGACUCAGAUGUGUAGUCAACUACAGUUCCAAAAUUUCGAAAGCAAAUGAAAAAACUCUUCAAGUAAGAAGUGAAAAUUUUCAUAUAAAUGACUUGGCUACUGUUCGAUUAGAAUUUGAAAACAGCAAAAGUGCUUUUACAUGCAAGAUUUUAGCAGUAAAUCAUGAAAGCGCUAAAAAUUGUAAAGUAAAAGUGAAUGUGUCUUGCCAAGACGUUGAUACUCCAUUUUAUUCAGAAUGGAUUUGUGAUGAUCAGUGGAAAGUAUUUGGGAAAAAGAGUACAUCUGAUACAGAUUUUCUGAAUGUAGUCACUGAUGUUUUAGAUAUUAAUAUUACUGCGUGUAAAGUCAUCGAAUCCUUCAUUGUGAAGCUUUACAAUGAUGUUUACUUCACUGAUUUCAAAUUGAGCACGGUUGAAGGCAGUGUACCAGUUCACCGAGCAUGUCUAGCGGUGUGCAGUGAUGUAUUCCAAGCUAUGCUUACACGAGAAUGGAAGGAGACAUCCGAAGGCCGGAUUGAGAUAGAAGGAGUCUCUUUAAGAACACUUCAGCAUCUUAAAGAUUAUAUGUAUCUGAACACGCUACCCGAAGAUGGUCUGGAGCAGUUACUGAAACUCGCUUCAUACUAUUUGAUUGAUAGUUUGAAAGCGGAAUGUGUUUCAAAGUUAGCAUUAACCUCUAAGCCGCAAGAUUGGGGUAGGCUGCUUGAGCUCUCCGUGAUAUACAAAAUACCCGAGUUAAUGUGUGCUGUGCAAAUGAUGGUGAAUCCAGCAUUGGCUUUGGACGGAAAAAUAAUAGGCUAUCUAAAUGUGUCAAAAUAACAUUCAGUGCCAGUGACCCAAUAGUAGGGUUCUCUGUUCAUAGUUGCUGUUUUUUAUAUACGGGAUUACGCUCACUGGCACUGAAUGUGUUAAUUUAAAUUAAUAUGUGACUUUCCUCGGGUAAAGUUACCUUAUGGCAGUUGGCACGUGAGUAGCACCACGUUAUUAUUGGAGCGUUGUUAAUAAUAGCGUAAGCGCCAACCGCCAUAAGGUACCUUUACCCGUGAAAUGUCACAUAAUUUUCUUUAUCUGAUACAAUUACUGUAUAAGUAUGUUGUAAAAUAUUACAUUGAAUAAUACUGGAACAUCAUUUGACAGCAAAUGGAGGAGCAAAUUUUUUUUUAUG
Molecule: messenger RNA, 1360 nt
Organism: Cydia strobilella
Lineage: Eukaryota; Metazoa; Arthropoda; Insecta; Lepidoptera; Tortricidae
Product: protein roadkill-like
Exons: 2
Coding region: 148-1014 (288 amino acids)
Biological process (GO): regulation of proteolysis; proteasome-mediated ubiquitin-dependent protein catabolic process
Cellular component (GO): cytoplasm
Molecular function (GO): ubiquitin protein ligase binding
Source: RefSeq, a predicted model, not a curated record